Vidua macroura (Pin-tailed whydah) is the source of this 3068-nucleotide messenger RNA. RefSeq names its product DEAD/H-box helicase 11 (gene DDX11). The transcript is spliced from 26 exons. Gene Ontology annotation, cellular component: nucleus. Gene Ontology annotation, molecular function: DNA binding; DNA helicase activity; ATP binding. Gene Ontology annotation, biological process: nucleobase-containing compound metabolic process; establishment of sister chromatid cohesion. Lineage: Eukaryota; Metazoa; Chordata; Aves; Passeriformes; Viduidae. The record is from RefSeq and is a predicted model, not a curated record. The coding region runs from base 123 to 2801 and encodes 892 amino acids.
AAUUGGGAGCUCGGGCAGGGGGGGCCUGUGCGCAGAGGGCAGCGCGGGGCGGCCCUUCCGCCGCGUCACGGGAAGGGGAAGGGGCCGGGGUGGCUGCGGCGCCCGGUUCGAAGCGGGGCGGGAUGGAGAGCGGGGCGGCGGGCGCUGUGCCGGGCCGGUUCCCGUUCCCCUACACUCCGUACCGCAUCCAGGAGCAGUUCAUGGAGGCGCUGUACGGCGCGCUGGAGGCCGGCCGGGUUGGCAUCUUCGAGAGCCCCACGGGCACGGGAAAAUCGCUGAGCCUCAUCUGCGGGGCCCUGUCUUGGCUCCGGGACUGGGAGGAGAAGCGGCGGCAGGAGGAGGCGCAGCUGCUGGCGCUCGGGGCCGGCGGGCAGGACGGGCUGACCCCGCAGCAGGCACGGCCGGACACGGCCGGGCAGCCGGACUGGGUCACGGCCUUUGUGCAGAAGAAAGAGGAGCGGGACAUGGUGAACAGGCUGAAGGAAGAGCAGAUCAGAAGGAAAAAGCGAGAAGAUCGUCUUGAGAAAAUUCAGCGCAACGUGCAGUUAAAAUACGCAGCAAAGAGGAAGAGAUGCGAGGAAGAUGAGGCAAAGCGCCUUCUUCAGCUCAGCCAGGAGGCUCUUUCACAGGGAGCUGGAGAGGGUGCUCUAGACCUGCCAGAUCACAAUGAGGACGAGCUGAUUCUUGCUGAAUAUGAGAGUGAUGAUGAAAAGAAAGUGGUAUCUGGGCUGGAAGAAGAUGAUGAUUUGGAAGAGGAGCAUGUGACUAAGAUCUACUACUGCAGCCGCACUCACUCCCAGCUGUCCCAGUUUGUGCACGAGGUGCAGAAAAGUCCUUUUGGCAAAAACAUACGUCUGGUCUCCUUGGGAUCCAGGCAGAAUCUGUGUGUGAAUGAGGAGGUGCGACACCUGGGCGCUCUCCAGCUCAUCAACGACCGCUGCAUGGAGAUGCAAAAGAACAAACAUGAGAAGAAGAGCAAUGAAGAGAACGAGGGGAAGAGAAUAUGCCCAUUUUAUUCCUUUGAGCAAAUGCAGUUUCUCCGUGAUGAAGUUCUAGUGGAAGUGAAGGAUAUUGAGCAGUUGGUGUCCUUGGGAAGGGAGACUAAAGCCUGCCCAUAUUAUGGGAGUCGAUUCGCUAUCCCUGCUGCUCAGCUGGUGGUGCUGCCCUAUCAGAUGCUUUUGCAUGAGCCUACCAGGAACGCUGCUGGGAUCAAGCUGAAGGACCAGGUUGUGAUCAUUGACGAGGCCCACAACCUCACAGACACCAUCACCUGCAUCCAUAGUGCUGAGGUCAGCGGCUCUCAGCUGUGCUGUGCCCACUCCCAGCUGUCGCAGUACAUGGAGCGAUACAGGAAACAUUUGAAGGCAAAGAACUUGAUGUACAUUAAGCAGAUCCUGUAUUUACUGGAGCAGUUUGUGGCUAUGCUGGGAGGUAAUGUGAACCAGAAUCCUGGAUGUCAGGCAGUUUCCCAAACAGGGACAGUACUAAAAUCCAUCAAUGACUUUCUAUUUCAGAGCCAGAUUGACAAUAUCAACCUCUUCAAGAUUCAGCGGUACUGUGAGAAGAGCCUUAUCAGCAGGAAGCUUCUUGGGUUUGUGGAGCGAUAUGGGGGCCCUGCCUCAGCUGUGAAGACCAGCAAGGAGAACCAGAAGCUGGCUGGUUUGCAGGACUUUCUUCUGACCCUUCAGCAGGGAUCUGAUAAGGAGGCAGGUACCCCCCAGAGCCCUCCUGUGGAGGCUGAGCACGACCAGCUCCGAACUUCCUCUCCACUGAUGCAGAUUGAAGGAUUUCUCUCGGCCCUCACAAAUGCAAACCAAGAUGGCAGAAUAAUUCUCAACAGGCAAGGCACAGUUGGUCAGAGCAGCCUCAAAUUCCUCUUGCUGAAUCCAGCUGUCCACUUUGCCAAGGUUGUGGAAGAAUGCCGUGCUGUCAUCAUUGCUGGAGGCACCAUGCAGCCGGUGGCUGAUUUCCGAGAGCAGCUGCUGUACCGUGCUGGUGUGGACCCUGCCCGUAUUGUGGAGUUCUCCUGUGGACAUGUGAUUCCUCCAGAAAAUAUUUUACCCAUCAUCCUCUGCAGUGGUCCUUCCAACCAGCAGCUGGAGUUCACUUACGAGACCAGAGAUCUGCCUCAGAUGAUGGAUGAGACAGGUCGAAUCCUUCACAAUCUGUGCAAUGUGAUUCCAGGAGGUGUGGUGUGCUUCUUCCCCUCCUACGAAUAUGAGAAGCGGGUGUACGGACACUGGGAGAAGACAGGGCUGCUCUCCCGCCUGGCAGCCAAGAAGAAGAUCUUUCAGGAGCCUAAGAAAGCCAACCAGGUGGAGCAAGUGCUAGUGGAAUACGCUAAGUGCAUAAAGCGCUGCAGCCAGACAGGAGGACAGAUGACAGGGGCCCUGCUGCUUUCUGUAGUUGGAGGCAAAAUGAGUGAAGGGAUAAAUUUCUCUGAUGACCUGGGAAGGUGUGUAAUUAUGGUGGGAAUGCCUUACCCCAACAUUAGAUCUCCAGAACUCCAGGAAAAAAUGACUUGGCUUGACAAAACAAUGCCCAGAGCUGCUGGCCAGGCACCAAGCAGAGUGCUGAUUGAAAACCUGUGCAUGAAGGCAGUAAACCAGUCAAUAGGCAGAGCCAUUCGCCAUCAGAAGGACUUUGCAAGCAUCCUGCUCCUGGACCACAGGUACACACGCCCUGCCAUCUUUAACAAACUGCCCCAGUGGAUCAGGGAGAGAACCCAGGUGAAACCUGCCUUUGGAUCAGCAUUUGCUGAGUUAAGAAAGUUCCAUCGAGGCAAGUUGGAUGCUUUGUGAUGUGGAGCAGAGAAGAGAUUGCAUUUGUCAUUAUGACUUACACCUCUGAUGACUAGGUAAAGUAACAUAAGUUGUUGCUUUUCUGUACUAUGGACUUCGUAAAAUCUCUGCCUUCUGCCUCCUUUGUGGAUAUUUGCUGUUCAGUGUCUGAGUGCUGUGAUGGUGAGAUAGCCUUCAGCACCACAGUCAGAAGGGAAACAGUCAGGAGGUUGUAGGUCUGAGGAAGGUGAAGAGAGUAGCAGCAGGCACCUACUUGUUUACAGCUCU